GCGUCUUUCACUUUCGCCUUGGUCAACAUGACUUCCCCAACCCGCACUGCGUUGUUGCUCAUCGACAUCCAGCAGGGCUUCUCGCAUCCCACCCAUUGGGGCACUCAGCGCUCAACACCGCAGUUUGAACAGAAUGUUACUGCUCUCCUGGCCGCCUUCCGCAGUACGUCUGGUGCUCAUGUUCUUCACGUCUGUCACCAUUCCACCUUUCUUGGGUCGCCUCUGCACCCGUCGAAGCCAGGUGCGGACUUCAUGCCAUACGCACGACCGAUCAAUGACGAGCCCGUCUUUUCCAAGACCACCAACUCUCCAUUUCUUGAGACGGACCUCGCCGACGUCCUGCGCCAGUUGAACUUGCAGCGGCUAGUGAUCAUCGGACUGAUGACGGCUCACUGUGUCAGCACAACCCUCCGCGCCGCGUCCAAUCUACGGGUGGUCAACCAUGGCUACGGCUGCGUGGUCAAGGAUGGAAGCGAGCCCCAGGCGGAGAUCAUCCUUGUGCAGGAUGCCACGGCCACCUUCAACGUUCGAUUCGACGGGCGUGAUUACGACGCCGAGGAAGUUCAUGCCAUCCACCUCGCCACCAUGAAGGACGAAUUCUGCGAUGUCACCACCACCGCCGAUGUUCUCGGCCGGAUGCAGGCCUCUGGAACGCGGAGUUGGGGAGAACGUACUUUAGUCGAUGCAGACAGUAAGCCGCAGGGACGGCAGGCGAGGAAAUCUAGUCGUCUCUAA
Aspergillus aculeatus ATCC 16872 is the source of this 735-nucleotide messenger RNA. RefSeq lists its product as uncharacterized. The transcript has a single exon. Bases 28 to 735 code for a protein of 235 amino acids. The record is from RefSeq and is a predicted model, not a curated record. NCBI's taxonomy places the organism in Eukaryota, Fungi, Ascomycota, Eurotiomycetes, Eurotiales, Aspergillaceae.